GGCAAAUAUGAAAGUAUGACUAUUUUUAUAUGUGAUUUUAGCUUUUCAAUGCAGCAACUACAACUUCUUUGCAACUCUAUUUUCCAUCUCAUGUUUUCAGUACUGAGGGAGGUGCCGGGGGAGAAAAUUUUUCUCAGUUUGGUGCUGAUUUAUCAAGUGGCAGCAGAGUUCAAUAAUGUCUGGUCUCUGAAGCACAUACUCAGUUUUCUGUCGGCUGUGUUGCAGACGAAUGACUUAUUGCCACAGAGCUAAGGAUGACAGUAGAGAAAGUUGGGGCAGAUUUCCGGCUUCAAUUUAUGUCCUUAUCAGCACUACAACAGCAACGACGAGCACAGUAGCAAAGCAGUCCGAGCCUUGUGGAGGAGAGCCUCCACAAGAAGUGCCUCGACGGGUUCCCUACCUCCGCCGCCGGUAUCGUGUCAUUGAUGGGCCACUUCAUCGCUAUCUAGCACAAGUGAUGUUGAAGGCUGCCCUUUGUGCUCAAGUUCUUCCGAGACGUCAAGCGUGUGCGAGAACAAGGAGCUAUAGAUGAUCGUGACACUUUCCUCCAUGCAGUGCGAGAUCUCCUAUGUUUUCACUCAAAUGUCCAAGGAAGCUGUGUUUGCUGUGGAAUUUCAAGGAAGCUGUGUUUGGUGUGGAGAAGGAGAUUGAGAUAACCAGAUUGGAAGGCUGUAACACCUGCGACGGAAGUGGUGCCAAGCCAGGUACAAAGGCAACGGCAUGUAAAACUUGUGGAGGUCAGGGCCAGGUAGUCUCCUCCACAAGAACACUGCUUGGAAUAUUCCAGCAAGUCUCCACCUGCAAUACUUGUGGUGGCAUCGGUGAAUUCUCCACUCCUUGCAACACCUGUGGGGGUGAUGGCUGGGUGCGAAGGACAAAGAGGAUCAGCCUAAAGGUUCCUGCUGGAGUGGAUUCUGGAAGCAUGCUGAGGGUCUGGUCUGAGGGUAAUGCUGGCAGGAGAGGAGGCCCUCCUGGGACCUUUAUGUCUUCAUUGAUGUUCUCUCUGAUCCUAUUCUUAAGCGAGAUGGGACAAACAUUCUCUACACAUGCAAGGUUUCUUACAUUGAUGCAAUCCUUGGGACCACCGUCAAAAUCCCCACUGUUGACGGAACAGUUGACCUUAAGAUACCCUCAGGGACUCAGCCAGGCACAGCUCUGGUGAUGUCCAAGAAAGGUGUCCCGCUUCUCGAGAAGUCAAAUGCCCGUGGAGACCAGCUGGUGUGUGUCCAGGUUGAUAUUCUGAAGCGUCUGAGCAGCGACGAGAAGAAGCUAAUUGAGGAGCUUGCAAACCUGAACAAGGCUCAAACAACCAAUAGCAGGAGAUGAUUGUCACACAAGGCUUCGUAGGACAACGUGCUUGUGUGGUAGGCAAUUUUGAUGCAAACUGCAGUGAUGAUUGGAUGGAAAGAGUUGGUAGUGAUAAACUCUUCUACGAACUACAUACAGCAAGGGGUACACUGGAGCAAAAAUGUGUCGUUCCACAUCUGUAACCUCGUUUUUAAGCUAUUAAAGUUGAGUCAGUGAACUGGACGUUUUUGC
Zea mays is the source of this 1539-nucleotide messenger RNA. RefSeq lists its product as uncharacterized. Gene Ontology annotation, biological process: protein refolding. Gene Ontology annotation, cellular component: chloroplast thylakoid membrane; cytoplasm. Bases 569 to 1162 code for a protein of 197 amino acids. Lineage: Eukaryota; Viridiplantae; Streptophyta; Magnoliopsida; Poales; Poaceae. The transcript is spliced from 5 exons. The record is from RefSeq and is marked predicted. Gene Ontology annotation, molecular function: heat shock protein binding.